Molecule: messenger RNA, 1720 nt
Organism: Brassica rapa (field mustard)
Lineage: Eukaryota; Viridiplantae; Streptophyta; Magnoliopsida; Brassicales; Brassicaceae
Product: cytochrome P450 71B19
Molecular function (GO): monooxygenase activity; iron ion binding; heme binding
Source: RefSeq, a predicted model, not a curated record
AUAUUGAACAAACAGAGAGCAAUAUCGAUUCCAUAGCAGCACAAACAAACAAAAACAAUGGCAAUCUCUUUGCUCUGUUUUUGCCUCAUUACUCUCGUUACAUUAAUCCUCUUUGAAAAGAAGAUUAAACAGUCCAAAUGGAAUCUCCCUCCAAGCCCUCCUAAGUUUCCGGUCAUCGGAAACUUACACCAAAUCGGAGAACUGCCUCACAGGUCACUUGAACGUCUCGCCAGAAAAUACGGACCAGUGAUGCUUCUCCACUUUGGGUUUGUUCCUGUCGUUGUGGUCUCAUCGAGAGAAGCAGCUGAAGAAGUGCUUAGAACUCAUGACCUAGACUGUUGCAGCAGGCCUAAGCUUGUCGGGACAAGGCUACUCUCACGGGACUUUAAAGACAUCGCUUUCACGCCGUACGGUGAAGAGUGGAAGGAGCGGCGCAAGUUAGCCGUGCGUGAGCUGUUCUGCCUCAAAAAGGUUCAGUCCUUUAGGUAUAUUAGAGAGGAAGAAUGUAACUUUAUGGUCAAGAAACUGUCGGAAUCCGCUGUGUGUAGGUCCCCCGUUGACUUAAGCAAAGCCCUUUUCUGGCUAACCGCGAGUAUCCUGUUUAGAGUUGCCUUGGGACAAAACUUCAACGAGAGCAAGUUUAUCGACAAGGAAAAGAUCGAAGAGCUCGUGUUCGAAGCAGAGACUGCCCUAGGUAGUUUCACUUGCUCUGAUUCCUUCCCAGUUGCUGGACUUGGAUGGCUCGUUGACUGGCUUUCAGGACAACACAAGAGACUCAACGAUGUUUUCUUCAAGCUUGAUGAUCUGUUUCAACGUGUGAUUGAUGAUCAUUUGAGUACUGGAAGAUCAAAAGAUCACCAAGACAUCGUCGACUCUAUGUUGGAUAUGAUUCAUAAACAAGGCCAAAAUGGUUCCUUGAAUCUCACGGUAGAUCAUAUCAGAGGUGUCCUCCUGAAUAUAUUUCUUGCAGGGAUAGACACAGGGGCCAUAACCAUGAUAUGGGCAAUGACAGAGCUUGCUAGAAACCCUAACCUGAUGAAGAAAGUUCAAAGGGAGAUCCGAGACGCUCUUGGCAAUAAUAAGAAGACAAUCACUGAAGAAGAUGUCGAGAAAGUUCCUUAUUUAAAGAUGGUGAUCAAAGAAACAUUCAGACUACAUCAUGCAGUUCCUCUUUUACUCCCAAGGGAAACAAUGGUUCACAUAAAAGUUCAAGGCUACAAUAUUCCCCCUAAGACACAGAUCUUGGUCAACGCUGGUGCUAUAGGAAGAGACCCCAAACUCUGGACUAACCCGGAAGAGUUUAACCCAGAGAGGUUUAUCAAUAGCCCUGUGGAUUAUAGAGGACAAUACUUCGAGCUCUUACCAUUUGGCUCUGGUAGAAGGAUAUGUCCUGGUAUGCCCAUGGGGAUGGCUACUGUCGAGUUGGGACUCUUGAACUUGCUUUACUUCUUUGAUUGGAGUUUGCCUGAUGGGAUGACACAUGAAGAUAUUGAUACAGAAGAAGCUGGUACUCUUACUAUCGUCAAGAAAGUACCUCUUAAGCUUGUUCCAAUUCGAGUUAUGUGAUCAGAAUUUUUAAAAUGUUUUGAGUAAUUAACAUUAUGCCGUUGCUGUAAUGUUAUGUUUGCGUAUGCGAUUUGUGGCCUUGUCCGUCUGUCUUUUUGAAUCGUCGGAACUGUACAUAUCACUAGAUCCUCUAAGAGCUUCAGUAUCGCUUUUA